This is a messenger RNA of Westerdykella ornata, 2991 nucleotides long. RefSeq lists its product as uncharacterized. Bases 1 to 2991 code for a protein of 996 amino acids. Lineage: Eukaryota; Fungi; Ascomycota; Dothideomycetes; Pleosporales; Sporormiaceae. Gene Ontology annotation, biological process: positive regulation of transcription by RNA polymerase II; DNA-templated transcription. Gene Ontology annotation, molecular function: DNA-binding transcription factor activity, RNA polymerase II-specific; sequence-specific DNA binding; zinc ion binding. The record is from RefSeq and is a predicted model, not a curated record. Gene Ontology annotation, cellular component: nucleus. The transcript is spliced from 5 exons.
AUGGGCUCUCCCGCUUCCGCUUCCGAGACGGCCGACGUCCGCACCACAGCCUCCUCUCAAAGCGUCUCGCAUGACACGCCCCAAGUCGACGAUGUUGCAGAUGCUCCUGGAUACAACUCACCCAUUAACCAUGACGAAAAGCCCGAGCAAACGCAGAAAACCCCCGGAGGGCCUCUACAAAAGCGACGUCGUGUCACACGUGCCUGUGAUGAGUGCCGGAGGAAGAAAAUCAAGUGUGACGGCAAGCAGCCUUGCACUCACUGUACAGUCUAUAGCUAUGAGUGCACAUACGACCAGCCUUCGAACAGGCGCCGGAAUGCGCCCCCGCAGUAUGUUGAGGCUCUGGAGACGCAACUGAAGCGCGCAAAAGCCCUGUUGUCCAUGGUCUUACCUGCCGUUGAUUUGAAUGACCCAAAUCUUGACCUUAACUUACAGAAUGGAGUACUGCCCCCACGGUCCAUGCCCGUCGCGCGCCCUCAGGACCCAGUGCAGAAUGCGCCUAUGCAACCAGUGCCACAGGAACCGAUGAGAGACGAGUCUCAGGAUUGGCGCUUGGAGUCAAUGGUAAAGGCAACGGGUCAGUUGGAUCUGGAUGCCGACGGAAAGUGGGAUUACCAUGGUCAUUCGUCAGGUCUCACGUUUAUGAGACGACUGCAACAGCAGUUCGGAGAUAUUAUGCCUCUUCCCGAACCCGCCGCUUCUCCUUUGAUCAAAAACCGCCCUCGAUCCUACGUCUUUGAUUCCCCGAUUUCCGCUCAUCAUUCCCCCGUUGAGCAUCACAGCACGGCGCCGCCCGCUACCGAUUUACCCCCCAAGGCGGAGGCGAAGGCGCUGUGCGACAGUGCCCUGAUUGACUCGGGUGCCUUGAUGCGAGUUGUGCACCUUCCCUCCUUUUACAAACUUCUGGAUCGCGUCUAUGACGUCUCACCGGACAGCUACGGGAGCGCGGAGCACUCCUUUCUGCCGCUGUUAUACGCGGUACUCGCGCUCGGGACCCUUUUCUCGAGUCCAGAGGAGCCUUCAGAAGAACAUCGUUAUGAGACAGAUAUUGAUCAUGGGGCAUCUCGACAGCUGCUGGACAUAGCAGACUGCAGGGAUCUGACCUCACUGCAGGCUGUUGUUUUCAUGAUACAGUUCUUACAAUCUUCUGCGAAGCUUCCCACAUGCUAUGCAUAUAUCGGAGUCGCGAUGCGAUCGGCCCUGCGCCUGGGGCUUCAUCGAUCCUUCAGUGUCAACUUCAACCCGAUAGAAGCGGAGGUUCGGAAGCGCCUGUUUUGGACGAUACGAAGAAUGGACAUCUACGUUGGGGCUAUGCUGGGUCUUCCCAUCUUCUUGAGGGAUGAGGAUGUCGACCAAGAGUGGCCGGUCGAGGUAGACGAUGAGUACAUCACCGAGACGGACAUUCGAUCGAUGCCCCAAGGCGAAAUAUCCGUAAUUGCAGCUUCCAACGCGCAUACCAGACUUGUCCUUAUUCUCAGUGACAUCUGCAAGCAUGUUUACCCGAUCAAAGGAACGCAGUCUGAUGGCAACAGUUCCGUUACUUACACUGUUAGCUACUCAAAGAUCCGUCAACUCGAGAAAGCUUUGCAAUACUGGCUCGACGAACUCCCGGAGGCGCUGCGACCUGCGAGCGAGGCUUCGCCUAUUAUGAUGAGGGUUCAACAGCUUUUGAGGAUGGCUUUUGGACAUGCCCAACUUUUACUCUACCGCCCAUUUCUACAUUACGUAUCCAGGGCCUUUCGAACCCAAGCCGUCGAUCAGAGGGCGUUCGCAUGCGCCUCUGCGUGCAUCAGCGUGUCGCGCAACAUCAUCCACAUUACCGAGCAAAUGAACAGUCGUGGCCUGCUGAUUGGCGCGUACUGGUUUUCAAUGUACACCACGUUCUUCGCCAUCAUCUCAAUUCUGUAUUUCGUUUUAGAGAAUCCCACCGGCCCGACAAGCCAUGAGUUGUACCGAGAAGCCGAAAGAGGCAAAGCGGUUUUGGCCCAGUUUGCAGAACGAAGCAUGGCUGCUGAUCGAUGCACGAAGACACUCAAUUCGAUUUUCGAGCGCUUGCCUGAGAGAAUGAAGCGGGUGGCGGAGGACAUACACGCCGUCGCUGGUAAAAAGCGCGGACAAGGGCAUUCCCCACAACUCCAACACAACCGCCCGGCGCGUCUCCAGCCUGAGGAUUUUGUCGCUGCAGAUCUACGGCGAGCCAACACCCUUCCUGAAACGAUGCCGGAUCACAAACCCACAUCCGGCAGUACACUACCCGUAUCCCAGGCUCAACUCACCGCUCUGGGGAUUGAUCCAGCCUAUGCGCGCGCUUCAUUGCAGCCUAAAGCUGAUUUCUAUGAAUCCCGGCCGAAUCUGACGCCCACGUCGGCAACCACAAUCGGUGGGAGUUUUGUCGUGCCAGUGAAUGGCAAGAUUCAGCACCAACCCAACCAUUCGUUCCCCGCAACUCCAUUGGGGAACUCCUUCGUUGAACCUACGGGCCUGAGCGUUCCACUCUCCGACGUCAGUGCAAUGAUGUUCCCGUCUCCAGACCCCUUUGCAUAUCCAAAUCAGCCUAUGACAACGUUCGAGAAUAACAAUAAUCCUCAGGGCUUCAAGGCAGACAUGCCCCCCACGGUUACCAGCUUACCCUACCAGGUUGCUCACGAUAUGAAACCCCCAGUUGCUUUUGAUCCAGGAAGCCUGGAUGUCCCUGUGGACUCUCGGCCGUGGAACGACACCGAUGUGCAGGUCUUCGGCCCGAUGCCUAUGUAUUUGAUGCAAGGUGCCCAGCAGCGAAGCAAUAUACAAUCGCGGACAGCUUCCCAGAAUAUCCAGAUGACCAGUUCUCCUAGCACCGGCAACAUGAACUUUGCUGACUUGCUGGGCGGGGAAGAAUGGGCAAACACUUUCAUGGACCAGAGUCUCGGUCUAAAUAACGCUCGGUCUGGAUACGGCAACCACCCCGACUAUGGUCUUUCUGGCGGCUCUGGGCCGCAGAAUUGGCGCUGA